AUGCCUUCCACUGAGAAGAUAAUGUACUUUCUGCCCAGCGCAGUCUUGAGUGCUGGUGGUUUGAUUAUUCUAGGCUAUGGGAUGUCGACAGACUGGGCCCACUCCACCAUGUCCUGCACUCCUUUGGACAGCUUCGACUUCAACGGCUCUUAUACCAUCCAGAUGGGCCUGUUUAAUGGCAGUGAGAACAAGUUAUCGUGUCCCAGGUUUAAUUCUGUAGUUGUUGUCACAGUUUUUGAAAAGUUGAAGAAGAUAGGUGGCGCUGCAAUCGCUCUACAAGGCCUGGUACUUGGUCUCUUGGUGUUAGCUCUGGUGGGCUCUGCGGGCAGCAUCCUGAUCACUCUCUACAACUCUAUCAGUAACCCAUAUGAAACCUACAUGGGCCCCAUUGGAUUGUUUGUCUGCGGUGGAUUAAGCGCCUCAUCGGCAUUCCUGGCUCUGGUGUUGUACAUAUUCAACGUGUUUGUGGUUAAGAUCGGAGAGGAGAUGGCUAAACUGGAUUCAGACACAAUCCUGAAGGAUGAAAAGGCACACCUCCUGCUCGGCUUUUACCUUUUGCUGCCCUACAUCGGCGUCAACGUGCUGGCCAUCCUGCUGGUCUUUUUGUACCAGCAUGAGGCCUACACACAGCGCAAAGAGCAGGAAAGGCCCACAGAGGACGCUCCAAAAGAUAUUAUGAUGUUCUAACAGCUCAGGCUCAAAUCCAAAAAGACUGAGGUAGAUGUGAUGGGUGAGAUACACAUAUGCUAGGGAGCUCUAGCGUGUGUUGAUAAUUAGUGGAGACAUCUGGAGUACACCUGCGCCUAGCACACACUUAUUACAUGGCCUUUAUGCUUUACAGCACUUCAUGUGUAGGAUGGAAACUGGCACAGAAUGCUUUUUAUUCUAGAUUCUUCUUGUAGUGAAGAUACAGUCAGAGUAUUUUAAAGUACAUCAUGUAUGACCUGACUGGUCUUACUUUUUACAUGUAAUUAGAUGUUGUUCUUGGCCCUGAUCAUUUGCUGUAACAAAUGUCGUUCAAUGUGCUAAGAAGUGGUAUCAAGUAAACAAUGUCAACAUGUCAUAAGCCUUGAGCAAAAAUAUUCUUAAGAUGUACUACUAGUAGUUUUGUUUUGUUUGUUAUUUUGCUGCAAAUAUAACAAUAUUAUACCUUAGAGCACAUAAUGUAAAAAUGUAUCAUGCCAAACAGUUUUACAAGGUGAUCACUUUAUAUUUGGGUAUCUGUGUAGAACUUUUUCUGUACUUGUUGUUUUGCUGCACUGCCUUCAUCAGAACUGUAUAUAUUCAUCCCUCCUCAUACUUAUUAAUACAGCUUUCUCAUGUAAAUACAAGCAUGCUUUUUGCCACUGUUGUUUUUGCAAAUUGAAUGCACUUGGGUGCUGUAAACUGAUCUGUAGUAGAAGAGAUAAUACGUUCAUGUA
Molecule: messenger RNA, 1421 nt
Organism: Colossoma macropomum (tambaqui)
Lineage: Eukaryota; Metazoa; Chordata; Actinopteri; Characiformes; Serrasalmidae
Product: clarin-3
Exons: 3
Coding region: 1-687 (228 amino acids)
Source: RefSeq, a predicted model, not a curated record